AUGCCGUGGACGCUAGAUGCCAUCACCAGCGAUGGCAGCCGGGCCUCGGCCGAACAGCGAGGGAGGGGAACCUUUCAAGUCUUGAGACGGCUGACAUUCCCCCGAAGGAUACAGGCUCUUCUCGCCGUCAUUCUCACAGUCUUCGUAUUUGCUACGACUAUUCUGUUUCUAGGACCUGAAAAUCGACCUGCUCCUAUCAACGAUUUUAUCGAAUCACCACCCUGGCAGCCAUAUUGGACAACGGAGCAACUUGAACCCAAGUUUGCAUAUGCUCAGUACGCGACGAGUCUCGACUACCUGUGCAAUGCGGUGAUCAACUUCGGACGCUUGCGGCGCUAUGGCGCAAAGGAAGACUUGGUUCUUAUUCACCCUAAAGGAUGGCUUGAAGGAUCGUCUCGUGAGGCAAAGGCUUUAGCGAAACUCAAAGAAGAACGACCGGAAAUCCACAUGCGAGCUUUCGAUGUUAUCUCGACGACCAAGGGCGACGCCACCUGGCGGGAGAGCUUGACGAAGUUUCACGCCUUUGCGCUUACUGAAUGGACCCGAGUCCUCGCCUUCGAUUCCGAUUCACUCGUCCUGAACAAGAUGGACCACUACUUCCUGAGCCCGGCAGCACCCGUCGCCGUCCCGAGAGCAUACUGGCUCAACGAAAGGAGCGCCGACAUCGCGAAGCAAGUUCUCGGAUCACACGUCAUGCUUAUCGAACCGAACGAAGGACGUUACAAGAAGAUCAUGGAUGAGGCUCUACGAUCCGGAGACUUCGACAUGGAGGUUGUCAAUCACAUGUUCAAGGACUCAGCAAUGAUCCUUCCCCAUCGCCGUCUCGCUUUGUUAACUGGGGAGUUUCGCGCCAAGGACCAUACAAAGUAUUUGGCACCCGAAGAAGACGAGGAGUGGAAUGCUAUGGGAGAGGUCUCGAGGUCGUUCCUGGUUCAUUUCAGUGACUGGCCUUUGCCAAAGCCAUGGUUGCCGAGGACGAAGCAACAAUGGGAAGCGGCUUUGCCGGAAUGCUCGGAGGACGACGUGGAAAGGGAAGACAGACCAAGAUGUGCUGACCGAGUGAUGUGGUCUGGCUUCUAUGAGGAUUACGACCGGGAGAAGUCUGAACAAUGUAAAAACCUUUCUAUCUGA
Messenger RNA from Colletotrichum siamense, 1131 nucleotides. It is a transcript of the gene GNT1-0, whose product is annotated as Glucose N-acetyltransferase 1. NCBI's taxonomy places the organism in Eukaryota, Fungi, Ascomycota, Sordariomycetes, Glomerellales, Glomerellaceae. Gene Ontology annotation, molecular function: glycosyltransferase activity. The coding region runs from base 1 to 1131 and encodes 376 amino acids. The record is from RefSeq and is a predicted model, not a curated record. The transcript has 3 exons.